Entrophospora sp. SA101 is the source of this 906-nucleotide messenger RNA. The record is from the annotation of a GenBank genome assembly. NCBI's taxonomy places the organism in Eukaryota, Fungi, Glomeromycota, Glomeromycetes, Entrophosporales, Entrophosporaceae.
AUGAGUCACUCCAAAUUCGCUUUGGUAAAAGCUUAUGCUUUGGACUGGAUUAUGGUUAUUAUAUUUCUAGGUGGAUUUUUCGGAAUAAGUAGGCUUGAACCUUAUCAUCGAUUAUUUUCAUUAGAGGAUAAAUCAAUUCAAUAUACAUAUGCUGAAAAAGAAAGGGUUCCAAUGUGGUUGGCAGCCGUUACUUUAGUAAUUAAAAGGAGUACACAUGAUUGGCAUCAUUCUUGUCUAGGAUUUGCCUUAUCUAUGACAAUGACUCUUGUUGUUACUGAAAUUAUCAAAAAUACGUCAGGUAGACCUCGGCCGGAUUUCAUUGAUAGAUGUCAGCCAAUAACAGGUGCAGUUGAUUCGCCUGUAUAUGGGUUAAGUAAUUCAUCGAUAUGUACUCGGGGAGAUUCGGCAAUUCUGAGAGAUGGUUUUAAAAGUUUAGUAUCUGGACAUGCAUCUACUGCAUUUGCUGGUAUGGGUUAUUUUAGCUUAUACCUCGCUGGAAAAUUACAUGUAUUUGAUAGAAAAGGCUACACAUACAAAAGCUUUGUUGUGGUUACUCCUUUGGUCAUUGCUAUACUUAUUUGUAUUUCAAGAACUCAAGAUUAUCGUCAUCAUUGGCAAGAUGUGUUUGCAGGAAGUACUCUUGGUUUUAUAUUAGCAAUAUUUUCUUAUUAUCAAUACUACCCCAGCAUUCACUCACCAGUUUGUGAUAAACCAUACUCUGUCAGAUUAAAGAAAAAGGUACCUGGUCGUUCUGCAGAAUUUGAAUUUGCAGAUGGCUCUAAUUUCACAGUAAAAAUUACCAGGGAAGACGGCGGUCUUGUAUAUCAAGAUAAUAGGGCUCUUCUGAGUUAUGAUGCUGAUUCUUUAGACAAUAUUAGCAAAGCCUCUAGUUCUUCUAAUGUUUAA